AUGUACAACCUGGUGAUUCUCAUCAUCGACAUCGUCGCGAUGUUGGUACGAUGGAUCUUCUACACGCUCGAGUCGCUCUACCGGCUCGUCGUCCCACCGGCUGCGGACACCGUCCACAACGACAUUGUGCUCAUUACCGGCGCUGGCCACGGUAUGGGCAAGUGCAUGGCGCUGCAGUACGCGCAGCUGGGUGCGACCGUCAUCUGUCUCGAUAUCAACGAGAAGCAGAACGCCGAAACGGUCGCGACGAUCAAGCAGCAGCGCGGUAACGCCUUCGGCUACGUGUGUGAUGUCACCGACCGCCAGCAGAUCAUCGAGACGGCCAAGCGAAUCCAGCAGGAGGUGGGCACGGUCACGAUCCUGGUCAACAAUGCCGGUAUCAUGCCGACGCAUCCGCUGCUCCAGCAAACCGAAAUGGAAAUUCGCAAAACGUUUGAGAUCAACGUUAUGGCACACUUCUGGCUCCUGCAAAGCUAUCUGCCCGGAAUGCUCGAGAAGAACCGUGGGUUCAUCGUGGCGCUCUCCUCCGUCGCCGGCCUGUGCGGGCUGAACAAUCUGGUACCGUACUGCGGCAGCAAAUUUGCCGUGCGCGGUAUCAUGGAGGCCCUCGCCGAGGAGCUGCGCCAGGACGCGCGGAAGCCGAAUAUCAAGUUCACCACCGUCUAUCCGUACAUGGUCGACACAGGCCUGUGCAAGCGGCCGCACAUGCGCUUCCCGAACAUGAUGCGCCUGGUCAAGCCGGAAGAAGCGGCCGCCGCCAUCAUCGACGGCCAGCGGCGCGGCCUGGUCGACGUCUCCAUCCCGAAGUAUCUGCUCUACCUGAACACCGUCAUUCGCGUGUUUCCGCUCAAGUACUGUGGUCCGUUUUCGAUUUCCCGCGCCUACUGGAUGGACGCGGGAAGGGUGGUGCUGCCGAACGACGAUCCGUCCCGGUGGGGCUCGUUCGAGGACUGUGCGAACGACUACGAGUGUGCAACGAACAUCGUCAACCAGUACAUGGAGAAGUACGGCACCGACUGCAACAGCGAUGGGCUGGUGGACUGCGUCGACUACACGAUGCUGCACGUUAAUGGCGGCCCGAGGUGUCAAGGUGCACUUGGUGGUGCGUUUGCUAGCAAAUUCUUCCAGUGUCUUAGAACGAAGUAGGUUUGGUUUGGUA
This is a messenger RNA of Anopheles coustani, 1159 nucleotides long. Its product is annotated as short-chain dehydrogenase/reductase family 16C member 6-like. Gene Ontology annotation, cellular component: lipid droplet. Bases 1 to 1146 code for a protein of 381 amino acids. The transcript has 4 exons. NCBI's taxonomy places the organism in Eukaryota, Metazoa, Arthropoda, Insecta, Diptera, Culicidae. The record is from RefSeq and is a predicted model, not a curated record. Gene Ontology annotation, molecular function: lysozyme activity; oxidoreductase activity, acting on the CH-OH group of donors, NAD or NADP as acceptor.